This is a messenger RNA of [Torrubiella] hemipterigena, 2590 nucleotides long. NCBI's taxonomy places the organism in Eukaryota, Fungi, Ascomycota, Sordariomycetes, Hypocreales, Clavicipitaceae. The record is from the annotation of a GenBank genome assembly.
CGUCACGCUAGCUGCAGUGAGGCUCCUCGCCUUUUCUUCCUUCUUCUUCCGCCUUUCUUCCCUUUUGGCUCGGCUUUACUGGCUUCUCUCCCUCCGGUUUCUACCUCUGCGCUACACUCUCAAAUACUUUUCAAUAUCCUCUCUGUCGCUGUUAUUGCUAUCCCCCCUUUUGCCGCUUGUAAAUCCCGUCGGAAGCGACCCGUGACUCGAAGCUCGUGCCAAUCUGCUGGUGACGACACAAACGCGAAAGUCGGCAAGCUCUCCAACAACACUGUAUCCCCUUCUACUUUACAAACAGAUCUAAGAAGAGGCUCGCUACCGGCGCAAAUCUGCUCACCAUGUUCGACUUUUUUGCUAUGCUACUCUGCUCCGUCGCAUCCUUCUUGUUUCCGAUAUUCGCCUCUUAUAAAGCCCUCAAAACCUCCGAUCCGGCUCAGCUGACACCAUGGCUCAUGUACUGGGUCGUAUUUAGUUGCUGCUUGCUAGUCGAGUCUUGGUUCAACUUCAUUCUUACCUGGGUCCCUUUCUAUGGCUACAUCCGGUUGCUAUUUCUUCUGUAUCUUAUUCUACCCCAAACUCAAGGCGCACGAGUAUUGUACGAGGAGAGAGUUCACCCGUUCCUUCAAGAAAAUGAAGGGGCCAUCGAUGACUUUAUCGCCACUUCCCACAGCCGACUAAAGGCCGCCGGUCUGUCCUAUUUCCGCCAGGCUGUCGAAUAUAUUAAGGAACACAUCCUGAAUCUGCCUCCCAGCGACCGGCAGCCAACUCCCGAUCCCUCGUCGUUCCCCAACGCCCAAACCUACACCCAGUCUCUGCUGGCCCGGUUUAGUGUUCCGGCUCCUAGAUGGGCUGGCGCCGCUAACUCCGGCGCCGACUUUUACAACUUUUUGGCUGGAGCCAUGUCGGCCGCCACCGGCGCUGGAGCUUCUACGGGAAGCGGUGCGACAAGGGAUAUAUCCGCCUCUGGCACGUUGAUCCCGCCCAAUCUAAGCAACUCCAAGGAAAAGAUGAGCUUCAUUUCGACGCAGCGCGAGAGACUCAACGCCGUAAUGGCAGCGCUUGACCGUGAAGCGCAGCAGAUACAGACUGGCGAUUCUGGCCCUUCUGGAUUUGACGGUACUCACGAUAACGACGAAGAGCCGACUCAACGACCACCUAGCGGGUUGAGCAUGUUUAGCGCCCUCAGCAAGAGCCGAAGUGAAGCCGACUUUGAAAAGAUUGAGGCGGAGAGCGGCGCUGAAGAUGACAACGCCGCGUUGCGGAGGAGACAUGUUUCGGGGUCAACAAGCAACCAAGGCGGAUCUUGGGUUCCCUGGGGCCUAGGAGGCUCAUCUGUAAGCGCUGAAGCUGAUCCAAAGGACUCGUAGGCUGCGUCUGCUGCAUCAUUGACGGCAGCUGAUGGUGGACCUCGUAGAGUCCUUAAAUCAGGACCUAGACGUGGAUACUUAGACUACUAUUACUAUUACUGAGUGCACUUGACCUUUCCGUACGCGAAUACUACCUCCAAUUGAUAGACAAUAUACACUAGUACAUGGAACCGAAAUUAAUCACGGUGGUGUUAUUGGGUCUUUAUUUGACUACUACUUGUACAGGUUCAUUCCCGAAUGACGAGAACGAUGGCAUGGAGCUUGAUAUAUUACAAUAGGGACGUAUUGGUAAAUCGUCAAAGUUUCUUUGGCUCGUCAGGCCAAGCUCUAUUUCGUCAGCUUGUAUGGGUAGGCGACGUCGACUUCGCCACGGCGGAACCAGUGUUGUCGCUUCUUCUUUGUCGUGGUGUGCUCGACCCAAGCAGUCUCCAUGUGUGUCUUUUUGAACCAUCGAAGGAAAGUCGGGUCCCAAAGCUCGGAAGCAAUGCCCAAAUCCUUGCAGCAUCGCAUCAAGGCGUUGGACUUGCAGCCCUCGACGGCGGCAGGGAGUUGGUCGGCGCCAAAGUAGGAGUUUUCACCCUGUGCCUGGGCAACAAAGCUGUAAGAUAACCAGAGUUAGUCCAUGUCCAACCUAAGAGAGGUUAUAUUCGUCUCGUUACGUACCGGCCAUUGACGAUAAGUGCAUAUUCCCUCGUGACAAUGUUCUCGCCAACCUGCGUCUCGCUCUUCGGGAUCAUGCCCCAGCCCAUAGGACCAAAUGCCUCGUUCAGUCGGCGACGGUACUUGAUCUCGGGCAGAUAUACGAUGCCGUCGGGCUUGACUUCAAUCUCUGUGACUUCGAGGGGCUUCAUGAGGACCUUGAACUGCGCCUUGGUGACGGGGCGCGACGCAAUGCCGUGGUAGCUCGCCGCCCAGUCGACAUUGUCAAUCUCGGGGCCUGGCGCGCCGGCAUCAGCGUCGCUGUGGGCAAUGGUGGUCGCCUCGUACGUUGCGUUCUUGGGGAUAUUGCUGUUGCCGUUUCCUGCAAUGCUCGAGUAGCCGGCCUUUGCUGGGGCAGCAGCUUUGGUCUGGGUUGGGUUCGAUUUCGCGGACGAUGAGGGUGUCGCGUAGAAGCGCGCGGCUGAUGGGGUGCAUGCGCGGCAGACAAGACGCCGCGAGGCAAGGCUAAGGGCAGUGCGCGGUGCAAUCAUGGUAGAUUCGGUGGUGCGGCACGUCGGGUUGUG